Prinia subflava (tawny-flanked prinia) is the source of this 1887-nucleotide messenger RNA. RefSeq names its product Fc receptor-like protein 2. Gene Ontology annotation, cellular component: plasma membrane. The record is from RefSeq and is a predicted model, not a curated record. Gene Ontology annotation, biological process: cell surface receptor signaling pathway. Lineage: Eukaryota; Metazoa; Chordata; Aves; Passeriformes; Cisticolidae. Gene Ontology annotation, molecular function: transmembrane signaling receptor activity.
AUGGCGGCCUCGGCCGGGACUGAGGAGGGGAAAUCGCUCCUUUGGCAAACUCCCAGCCACCAAGAGGUCCUCUUAGCUUCCACGGACAGCGGGUGGAAGCCGCCAAGGCAGCAGGUCGGAUCGUGUCCCUGUCCUCAAGACCUCUGUGCUACACCAGUGUUCCACUGGGGACAGUCUGGGGACAGACACCACACCUCAUCCCCCGGGUGCUGCUGUCCCUGCAGGGCCACCCCCACCCAGCCCUGUCCCUUCUCCCUUCCAGCCCAGACCCUCGGCCUCGCUGGCGCCCAGACCACCCAGCUCCUGGUGGAGCCCCCCUGGACACCAGCAGUGCUGUGGGACAGGGUGACACUGACCUGCCAGGGCUUGGGGACCGCCAGUGCCACCACCUGGUACAAGGAUGGGCAGCGAUGGGGGCAGAACAGACGAGACUACGUCACUGUCACCGAGAGGGGCACCUACACAUGUGACAGACCUGGCAGUGGACGCAGCCCCCCUGUGACAGUCUUAGAUGAUCAGCUGGUGCUGCAGGUGCCAGCACGGCCACUGCUGGAGGGGGACAUGGUGACACUGCGCUGCCGGAGCUGGCAGGAUAUGCCGGUCUCCAAGGUGAAAUUUUACAAAGAUGAGAAGGAUUUGGGGGGGUCCCUCAGGGGGACCGAGCUGUCCCUGCCCCCCCUGCAGCUGCACCACAGCGGCCGCUACCACUGCGGGGCUUUGGUGAACUUGUGGCAGUCACAGUCAGCGCUGGUGACAGUGACAGUGCACGAGCUGUUCUCAGUGCCAGUGCUGGAGGGUCCACCUGAAGUCACCGAGGGGUCCCCCCUGACUCUCAUCUGCCUCAGCACCCCCAGCCCCCUGCGGCCCGGAGCCCCCCUCCUGCACCUCUUCUACCAGGACGGGCAGUUGGUGGGAGGCCCGCAGGGGUCCCCGCAGCUCCUGGUGCCUGCCGUGGGUGUCUCCCACUCGGGGAAUUACAGCUGCCAUGUGCGCUCCGAGGAGGGGACUGUGCAGAAGAGCAGCGCCCGGCUCGGCGUCACGGUGCGCAGAGUCCCGCCCUCGGGGGUGUCCCUGUCAGCACAGCCCCCCGGGGCACAGGUGGCACUGGGGGACCGCCUGGUGCUGAGCUGCACGGUGGCGGCAGGGACAGGUCCCCUGGCCUUCACCUGGCACUGGCGGCUUUGGGGACACUGCUUGCCUCCGGUCCCCACUGGGGCUGCACCACAUUGGGACAGUGGCCACAUCAGGGCGGGCCAGUGACAGGACAGCGUGGCUGAGAGCCCCACAUAUAAUGUCACUGUCCUGGUGCCUGUGGCCAAUGCCACCAUCACCCCCGGUCCCCUGUCACACCAGGUGCACACAGGUGACCCCGUGACCCUGUGCUGCUCGGUGCAGGUGGGCUCAGCCCCUGUCACCUUCACCUGGCUGCACAAUGGGCAGGAGGUGGCCCGGGGUCCCGUCCUGGAGCUUGGGGACUUUGAUGUGACACAUUCGGGCACCUACCAGUGCGUGGCCACCAACCAGCUGGGACAGGACGGGCACCGCGUGUUCUGUGCACUCAGCCCCGAGCUGGCCCUGGAGGUGACCCCACAAGGACACUGGAACACAGAAGUGGCCACUGGGGUUGGCAGGUCCCUCCUCUUCCUGGGUCUGCUCGUGGUUGGAGUUUUUUGCUGGCGCCGGUGGAACCACAUGGCUGCCAGGAAGCAGCAGGAAAGCCCCCCAGAGGAGGGGGAGGUGCUGUACACCCACGUCGUGAGCACCAAGCAGAUGGGAGUGUCCCCCUGCGCCACCACAUUCCAGGAUCCCCCGGUGACCUACGCAGAGCUGCGGAGACCCCGUGGGCGACUGCAGGAACUCAGUGACAUCUACGGGAACAUGCUGUGA